Paramecium tetraurelia is the source of this 1707-nucleotide messenger RNA. RefSeq lists its product as uncharacterized. Lineage: Eukaryota; Ciliophora; Oligohymenophorea; Peniculida; Parameciidae. The transcript has 5 exons. The record is from RefSeq and is a predicted model, not a curated record.
AUGAAAAGAGAAAAUAAAGAAAACCUAACCCACAAUUUCAGCUGCCUAAAACAUUUGAAACUUAAGAAUUAAUUGCUAAUUCUCAUCAGUUUUUUAAUUAUCUUAAUUGUUACAUAUGUCGUAUGUGCUAGUUAUGUUCACUCAGCAUUUGUGCAAUUUUACUUUACGCAAUCCUCUGAGGAAAUUUAUACCAAACUUUCUAGCGCUUUUAUUUAAACUCAACUCAAUAAAUACGAAAGUUAUUUCACUUCUCUGUUUGAUACGAAUGGUCAAACCCUAAUAUCAGUUUUCUAGUUAUAUAAUUACCUUAAAAAAAAGAAUAAGAGUCAACCGUCUCCUCUAAACCCUUAAUUCAAUAUGUUAUACGGAGGAAAAGAUAAUGAUAUUCCUCAAGCUAUAAUCUCACCAGACAAAAUAUCUAAGUAUAACUCAACUAUUUCAUUUAUUUGUUACACAAAUAAAACGAAGUUUAAUGAUAUCUUAACAGAUGAAGAAAUCCUUAAUAUAAAAACCCAAGAGUAAUUAUAAGCAUUUGGACCAAUCAUCCACAAAGGCAUGACAACAUAUUAAGAGUUACUCUCAGUAUAUGUCAAAAGCGAUAAUAUCUUAAUGACAUAUCCUUGUUUAUAGCGAUAUGAUAUCGAUAGCUACAUUCCUGAGAAGAGGGGUUGGUACUUAGAGGGGAUUCGCAACUUUCAGAAUCAUGUACCAUAUGAUCGCUAUAACUUUUCAUUGACAUCCCCAUAUUUAUUAUUCUAAUCAAUCUACAUAGGAUUAUCUAUGGCUAUGCCAUUUGUUGAUAGCAAUUUAUAAUUAAUUGGAGGCGCUGCCUUUGAUUUGAUUCCUAAUCUACUCAUUGCGAAUCUAGUUUAACAAUUUGGCUAAGAUUUCACAUCAAUAUAUUUAGUGACCUUAGAUGGAAUAUUGGUUAUGCAUCCCUACAAGAUUACGCCUAAGCAAUUACCUCUAUAUUUCUAUAAUACAUCUAUUACUGGAUUUACUGAAGAAGACUGGGUAAGCUUAAACAGUGUUACAAUCAGUUCUAAUUGCAAAAACCAAACAAAUUAAAAAGAGUUAAAUUGCCUAUUUAAUUCUUUCUAUAAUUAGGAUAUGUUUGUUAGCAUGUAAACUAUUAGUUCCUUCAAUAUUUCGAUUGUUGUGUAAAAAUUAAUUUACUAUUAAAGCUUAAUCAGUAGUUCUGAAUUUAACAAAUUCUAAGAAGAUUAUAACGAUAAUUUAGUAUAGUAGUUGACAACAAGAUUCUACAUAUCCUUGAUUCAAUUAAUAAGUGUAUUUCUAUUUUUGUGUCUUGUUAUAUAUUUUACCACAAAUUAAUUGUUUCGUCCUAUUGAGACAAUAAUUGAAUUUACAAUCAGCAAAAUUUAAAAACAAAGUUGUCAACCAAAGUUGAUAUCAAAAAUACUUUAGCAUUUUUUAAGUGUUUAAAUUGCAGAACUAUACUAAUCAUGCAAUAAUUUUUAUAAAUUAUUAGAAAGAUUUUCGUUUACUAAAUCCAGUUAAUGCUAAUAAAUUGAAAAUUUGUAGUACCCUAUUUUGAAUGGGAUAUAUUUUUUGAGUAAAAGUAUUAAUUUUAAACACCUAAAAUAUUAUUCUAAGAAAACGAACGAGUAAAAUAUGGAGCACUAUUCAUUGAUUAAAAACAUUGUUAGAUCAGCUUUCAAAAGUGAUAAAAAAAAAAUAUUGUGA